UCGCCGAAAAUGAAAAUGCUUCAUAGAGGAGGAGCUUAUAAUGAUUUACCAAUAAAACAAUUUAUUUCUAUCUUACGGAAUUGUUUUAGACCUUCAAUCAUUAGUCAGAUUGAAUAACUUCUGAUUUUGUUGGUGAAGGCAUAUAAGAUCUAUAGGCAUCAAUUAAUAACAGUGGUAGAACAAGAGAAACGGAAAAAAAAUGAAAUUUCUUCAUAUUCUGACAAAAGCUUCUACUUCUCGCCACAAUCGGAGUAGAGUUUUUUCAAUCGCCGCCAAUGGCCGCUUCUUCUCCGAUCAGGCUCACUCCCAAUCUCAUCGCCGCUCCUCCUUCGGCAUUGCUUUUGACAUUGACGGCGUGCUUCUGCGUGGCGAAACUCCCGUCGGCGGCUCUCCGCAGGCUUUGGAAAGAUUAUACGACGAGUCUGGUAAUCUGAGAGUACCCUAUGUAUUUUUGACCAACGGAGGUGGUGUUCCUGAAUCCGAAAGGGCUACAGAAUUGAGCAAAUUACUGAAUGUCCCUAUUUCGGCCUCCCAGGUUAUACAGGGGCAUUCGCCUUUCAAGCAGCUUGCAAAGAGAUUUGAAAAUGAUCUCGUAAUUGCAGUAGGCAAAGGUGAACCUGUUGCGGUGAUGUCUGAAUAUGGUUUCAAAAAUGUUCUUUCCAUCGAUGAAUAUGCAUCUUAUUUUGAGCAUAUCGACCCACUGGGGAAAUUUAAAAAUUGGUCCAAGCAACAAGUUGGUUAUUGGAAAAGCAGACACAGGAAAGUUGAUCCUUGUUCAGAAAGAGUGCAAGCUGUCUUCAUAGUUAGUGAUUCUGUUGAUUGGAGCAGGGACAUUCAGGUUCUGUGUGACAUUUUGAGCACUGGAGGUCUUCCUGGAAGAGAAAUUUCCAGCCAACCACCUGUGUAUUUUGCAAAUGACGACCUCUCCUAUCAAGGUCUAUUUCCGACUGAGCGUUUUGGCAUGGGUGCUUUCAGGAUUGCUUUAGAAUCCAUCUACAACAGAAUGUACUCUAAUCCUCUGGAUUAUACAUCCUAUGGGAAACCAAAUCCAUCUGUAUUCAAGAAUGCUGAGAAUGUGCUAAUGCAAGUUGCACCCUUGAGCACAACUGUUGAGAGUAAUGAAGUACAUCCGUUCAAGACGCUAUACAUGAUAGGAGAUAAUCCCCAUGUUGACAUUAACGGAGCUCGUCAGGCGGGACAUCCUUGGUUCUCGAUCUUGACGAGGACGGGGGUUUUCAAAGGGAAGGAAAAUCAUCCAUUAUAUCCCGCGGAUUUGGUGGUUGACACAGUGGAAGAAGCGGUGGAUUAUAUUUUGAGCAAAGAAACAUAGCAAUCUUGGAAUUAGUUAUACCUUGGUUUGGAAGAAGUACUACAUUGUUUGUGGUAUAGAUUGGAGUCGAUAGAUUAUAAGUUGUGUUGCUCCAUACUUAAAGGCAGGAACAAUCCCUUGACGUUACGGAUGGACGAGUCUUAUGCCACUCGGCAACACCCUUUGAGUUUGUCAAUUUGUCAUAUUGAUAUUUGCUGCAGUUGAUUAAAACAAGAGAAGCAAUUAUUUGUU
Messenger RNA from Salvia hispanica, 1561 nucleotides. Its product is annotated as mitochondrial hydrolase YKR070W. Gene Ontology annotation, cellular component: mitochondrion. The record is from RefSeq and is a predicted model, not a curated record. Lineage: Eukaryota; Viridiplantae; Streptophyta; Magnoliopsida; Lamiales; Lamiaceae. Gene Ontology annotation, biological process: glycerophospholipid biosynthetic process.